CUGUUGUCGUCACCUGGCUCAUGGCACCUGAUUGGCUGAACAGACUCUUGGUAGCGUUUCGUCACUUCCUGCUGUGGGCUGCAUGAUGGCGGUGCCCAUGUCGGCUCUGGCUGUUUGACUUAUAUCGACUUCUCCUGCCGCUGUGAGGUUUUUACCUCCAGCUUUAACCCUGACCACAGGAGGUUUAUGUCUUUGUGACGUUACCCGAAGUUCUCCUCGGUGAAGAUUUACGGAAGUGAACCGCGGCUGAACGUGUGCACGAGCUCACGCUGCUGAUGUUAGCUGUUAGCUAACAGUGUGUUACCCAAGAUCAUGGCGCUGCACAGACUGUCCUUCAGACUACGGCAAACGGUGACACAUGUUAGGAGCCUUCACACCUCUGGAUGUGCGCAGCAGCUGGAGUCUGUGGCUGUAGAUUCAGAACCUGAACCUUUCUCAGUUUUCAGGACACAGGAAAAUAAUCCAGAAUUUCAGUCGGAGAAACAUAUCGGACAGUAUUACACUCUGCCCUCCGCACACAUCAGCACUGCGUUCCCUCAUGGACUCCCCUGGCGCUAUCAACAACAGGUGAAGACGUUCAAUGAAGCCUGUAUGAUGGUGAGGCAGCCGGCUCUGGAGGUCAUCUCUUACCUGAAGAAAGCAGACUACAGCAAACCGGCGCUCAGAUAUUUAUUCUACGGGUUGAGGGGCAGCGGGAAGACGAUGUCUCUCUGUCACACAGUCCACUUCUGCCACACACAGGGGUGGCUGGUGCUGCACAUUCCUGACUGCUUUCUGUGGGUGAAGAACUGUAAAGAGCUGCUGCCCUCGUCCUUUAAGAGCUCUCGCUUUGACCAACCAUUACAAGCUGCGGAAUGGUUGCGCGAUUUCAAAAUAACCAAUGAGCAGUUCCUUUCAAAGAUAAAGACAAAGCAGCGUUAUGUGUGGACAAAGAGGGAGUUCACAGAGGAGGGGAGUUCACUGGGUCAGUUGGUGGAUCAGGGAAUAUCUCGUGUGAAGAGCAGCACUGAUGUUGUGGGGGCAGUGAUGAAGGAACUGAGGCUACAAAGCGGCCAGCCGGAGUCAAACUUUCGCUUAGCCGUGGCUGUAGAUGGUGUCAACGCCCUCUGGGGAAGAUCAACCAUCAAGAAGGAGGAUAAGAGCGCGGUGGAGCCAGAGGAGCUGACUUUGGUUUAUAACCUGAGGAAGCUGAUGAAGAAUGACUGGACCGGAGGCGCUAUCAUCACCACUGUGUCUCAGACGGGGUCUCUCUUCAUUUCUAAAUCUGCCUACCUGCCUCAAGAGCUGCUGGGAGAGACGGGUUUCGACAACAUGGACCCAUUUAUCCCGGUGUCAGUGCCCAACUACAGCGAGAGGGAGUUUGAGAGCUGUUAUCUUUACUAUAUAGACCGCAAAUGGCUGCAGCAUCCACAGAGUCAGACAGAGGAAGGGAAGAAAGAACUCGUUUUUUUGAGCAACAGAAAUCCAACCAUGAUGGAAAGAAUUUGUUCCUCCCUAUGAAGUCACAGACAGACUGAAAUCAUCAAACACAGAGAAACACAACAUCACACAGAGAUAUCAGUGUCCUGGGAAUAUACAAACUUACCAAUGUCCACGUCUAUCAUUUGUAAAUUAUGAUGCAUGUAUGUUGCUUUGAUAAUAAAAUGUGUACUGAA
Paralichthys olivaceus (Japanese flounder) is the source of this 1655-nucleotide messenger RNA. It is a transcript of the gene dap3, whose product is annotated as death associated protein 3. Gene Ontology annotation, biological process: apoptotic process. The record is from RefSeq and is a predicted model, not a curated record. NCBI's taxonomy places the organism in Eukaryota, Metazoa, Chordata, Actinopteri, Pleuronectiformes, Paralichthyidae. Gene Ontology annotation, molecular function: structural constituent of ribosome. Gene Ontology annotation, cellular component: mitochondrial small ribosomal subunit; mitochondrial ribosome.